Messenger RNA from Eucalyptus grandis, 1521 nucleotides. RefSeq names its product aspartyl protease family protein At5g10770. The transcript is spliced from 2 exons. The record is from RefSeq and is a predicted model, not a curated record. Bases 84 to 1367 code for a protein of 427 amino acids. Gene Ontology annotation, molecular function: aspartic-type endopeptidase activity. Gene Ontology annotation, biological process: proteolysis. Lineage: Eukaryota; Viridiplantae; Streptophyta; Magnoliopsida; Myrtales; Myrtaceae.
CUUUUCUCCAUCUUCUUCUUCUUCUUCUCGUCCUCCUUUUCUCCGGUCACGAAGUUGGGAAGAGAUGUGCAUGGGGAAGGGUGAUGGUAAAUCAUGAAGUGCAUGAUAAGUAUGUUGUCGAAAUGAAGCCGCUGAGGGCAGCAACUACUUGCAAAGGUCAAGCAAAGGGACGUGGGUUGACAUUGGCACAUAGGCAGGGACCCUGUUCGCCGCUUGCUGCGAACCGUCAAUCUCGCGAUUCCAAGCUCAUUUUUCUCCGAGACCAAUCACGGGUCAAUUCCAUGAACAUCCCAGGACAAUCUCGCGCAUUGCCCAAUGGGGAUUACGGUGAGCAUGCCCAAAUGCCGAUCCACCGUGGCUCUCCCGGAACGAGCGAGUUUGUGGUCACAGUUGGCGUCGGGACCCCGAAAAUCGACCUGCCCCUAAUCUUUGACACGGGCAGUGACGUUACAUGGACCAAAUGCAAACCUUGUCCUAGUUGCUCUGGUCAGCAAGGCCCAUUGUUUGAGCCAUCCGACUCUACCACAUUCUCAAGGCCAGCAUGCACAUCAUCAGAAUGCACCUACUCGAUUGACUAUGCAGAUGGAUCACAUUCCAAUGGCUACUACGUCCAAGAUCUGCUCACCCUCACUCCAGAGUACCAGUUCAAGGACUUCAUCUUCGGUUGCAGCCAAAGUUAUAGCGACGAUUUCGGCACCACGGCCGGUGUAUUAGGCCUAGGGCAAGGAGACACGACCUUAAUCUCCCGCAUAGAAUCAGAAUUUUCCAAUAUCUUCUGCUACUGCAUCCCUGGCAGCGAGAGCUCAUCCGGGUACUUACUUUUUGGGCUUGAAGCCCUUAGUAAUUGCCAAACAGACAAUAUCACACCUCUCAUAAUCGACGAUCGUAACCCAUCUUAUUAUUUUGUCAACCUCCUUGGUAUUACCCUUGGCAAUCAGAAAUUUAGCCUCUCUUCAGAGUCUUCACCUCCUAGGACCAUCAUAGACUCGGGGACUACCUUCACUCGGUUGCCGCCCUCGAUUUAUAAGGCUGUUCACGCAGAAUUCGUCAAGUACAUGUCGGCCUACCCCGUUGCAGAUCGUCUGUCGACACUGGACACGUGCUAUGAUCUUCGGGGUCAGGAGAAUGUGAAGUUGCCGAAGAUGAUCCUACAAUUUGAGAAUACUGAUGUUACGUUGGACCCGUCUGCCGUAGUUUGGCGAGAGAACGAUGAUGCGCAAGUUUGCUUGGCCUUCGUGCCAAACCCGCCGAACUCGGAAAGGCAAGACUUGGUCAUUAUUGGCAACGUGCAGCAGCGGAACCUGAACAUACUUUUCAACGUUCAAGAUAAAGAGUUUCAUUUUGGGAGAGGUGCUUGUGGCAAUUGAGAGGCUACAAUUGAUGAAGAAAACUUUAUAAGUGACAUGAAUAUCCAAACGAGUGCCCGUUUUUAUUUGGAGUAUUGUUCUGCUACACGUGGCACAUACUUACAAGAUAUGUGUUGUUAAAUUUCCUUUUACAUCAAUCUGUGUAUUUUCAUAA